Molecule: messenger RNA, 756 nt
Organism: Vollenhovia emeryi
Lineage: Eukaryota; Metazoa; Arthropoda; Insecta; Hymenoptera; Formicidae
Product: cytochrome c oxidase subunit 4 isoform 1, mitochondrial-like
Exons: 4
Coding region: 137-631 (164 amino acids)
Biological process (GO): mitochondrial electron transport, cytochrome c to oxygen
Source: RefSeq, a predicted model, not a curated record
AGGCGGACGUUAAUCAAUUAAACCCGACUUGGUUCUCAGCCAUCUUUUACUCACUGCCGCGCGGAGCGAGCGAGCUAGUGACAGAGACAGGUCGACGAGAAAAAUUUGUCGCGCACUGUCGCGGGCGGCGUGAACGAUGGCAGGCAGACUGUUCGCGAGUCGCUUGCGACCCGCCAUCCAGGUGCAGAGGUGCGGGCUGAUGACGAUGGACAGGGUCGGCAACAGGGACGUGGUCGGCUUCGGGUACAACGGCGACCCCACCUACAUCGACAGGAUUGACUUUCCCUGCCCCGCGGUGCGCUGGAGGGAAAACACGCCCGAUAUCAUGGCGCUGCGCGAGAAGGAGAAGGGCGACUGGAGGAAGCUGUCGAUCGAGGAGAAGAAGGCCCUGUACCGCUCCAGCUUCCGCAUGACGUACAGCGAGAUGGACGCGCCUACCGGAGAGUGGAAGGGCAUCAUGGGCAUGGUCAUGGUGGUGUUGAGCUCCGGCGUCUGGCUGUACCUCUACUUCAAGACGUUCGCCUAUCCGCCCUUGCCCGAGACGUUCACGCUGGAGAGACGACUGGCGCAGCUGGACCGCAUGAAGAAGCUGGACAUGAAUCCGAUCGACGGGCUCUGCGCCCGAAAGUAAAUUAUAUAAAUUUACCCCGCCGCCGAUCGCUUAGUCAUUGUGUACAGUAUCUCGUUCCCCGGACGCUUGUAUAUACUCGUGUACAAGUGGCGAAAUUUUAAUAAACGCCGUGUGGUUACAUUGCA